AUUGAUAGCAUUGCACCCAAUUAUUUAUUAGCUCUAUUGCAUAAUCUGUGUAAAUUUUCUUUAUCUCUAAGUAUCAUUAAGAACAAUGGAGGAACACCACCCCUUACAUACAAGAAAUUUCUGGCUAUUAUACGUUCCUUGGGUCCCCCAGAGCAUCCUGUCCCAACGCUUGAUGUGCAGUUAUUAACAGGCUGCAGUAUGCCUGUCUCUGAAGACCAUGAGGAAAAGUUUGGGGUGCCAUCUUUGGAGGAAUUAGGCCUGGAUAUAAAGAAUAUUCCCGUAGAAGUCUGGCAUGGAGGAGAAAAGGAAGCUCUUGUGAGACUUGACAGACACUUGGAGAGAAAGGCUUGGAUAGCAAGUUUUGAAAAACCAAAAGUCACUCCAAACAGCUUGUUCCCUAGUCCAACAGGAGUAAGUCCUUACCUGAGAUUCGGAUGCCUGUCACCAAGGUUGUUCUACCACAGACUUACAGAACUUUACAGAAAGGUCAAACUUGGUGAACCUCCCAUCUCAUUGUAUGGCCAGCUUUUGUGGCGAGAAUUUUUUUUCACUGUGGCUGCCAACAAUCCACACUUUGACAGAAUGGCUACAAACCCUAUGUGUCUACAAAUACCAUGGAGAAAAAGCCCUGAGAGAUUACAGAAAUGGGAAGAGGGAAAGACAGGCUUUCCAUGGAUCGAUGCUAUAAUGGUACAGCUGCGGCAAGAGGGAUGGAUCCAUCACUUAGCACGACAUGCAGUUGGGUGCUUCCUUACAAGAGGAGACCUUUGGAUAAGCUGGGAAGAGGGCAUGAAGGUUUUUGAUCGGUGGCUUCUUGAUGCCGAGUGGAGUCUGAAUGCUGGUAAUUGGAUGUGGCUCUCGUACAGUGCCUUUUUUCAGCAGUUCUUUAACUGCCUAUGUCCAGUGGGGUUUGGAAGGAAACUGGAUCCAAAUGGCGAUUAUGUCAGAAAAUACUUGCCAGUCCUGAAAGGAUUUCCUGCAAAAUACAUCCAUGCUCCCUGGACGGCACCAGAGAGUGUACAGAAAGCAGCAAGAUGUAUCAUAGGACAAGAUUAUCCUGCACCUAUUGUCGAUCACAACAAAGUCAGUCGUGUUAAUCUGGAAAAGUUGAGAAACAUCUUUAAGGCACUCCUCUGUUACAAAGAUUCAUUUGCUGUAUCUUCUGAGAAACAAGAUGAUGUACCAGAUCGACAGGAAAAGUUGAAAGAGCAAAUGUUCCUCUUGGAAGACAAAGAAAAUGAAUGAUCUGUAAGAACUUUCGAUGGAGACACCAUACCAGCCUUUAUUUGUAUAAAUCUACAUUUGAAUACAGUUAUUAAUUAAUAUUUCACAUGAAUCUUGUGAAGAUCAAGUCCCAUUAUAUGUUAGUGACAGUAACGGUGUCCAACUAAUGGUCAGUUUUUUUUAAAAUAUUGCUCACUGCUUUAAAGGACAUGUCCAAAAGAUAGAUCAGUGCAUCUUGGAAAACUAAAUAAUUCUGUUCGUAGAGAAUCAUGCGGUCAAAUCACACAAUUUUUUUUUGUAAGAUUUCAACAGAGUUUUGUCAUUUGUAAUAUACAUAAUAUCUUGUAAUGCUUUGGAAUAAAUGUGUGAUCAUAGUGUG
Messenger RNA from Orbicella faveolata, 1603 nucleotides. RefSeq names its product cryptochrome-1-like. Lineage: Eukaryota; Metazoa; Cnidaria; Anthozoa; Scleractinia; Merulinidae. Gene Ontology annotation, molecular function: FAD binding; DNA binding. The record is from RefSeq and is a predicted model, not a curated record. Gene Ontology annotation, cellular component: cytoplasm; nucleus. Gene Ontology annotation, biological process: circadian regulation of gene expression; entrainment of circadian clock by photoperiod; negative regulation of DNA-templated transcription.